This is a messenger RNA of Bombyx mori (domestic silkworm), 3528 nucleotides long. Its product is annotated as putative fatty acyl-CoA reductase CG5065. Bases 134 to 1756 code for a protein of 540 amino acids. The transcript has 13 exons. The record is from RefSeq and is a predicted model, not a curated record. Gene Ontology annotation, biological process: long-chain fatty-acyl-CoA metabolic process. Gene Ontology annotation, molecular function: alcohol-forming very long-chain fatty acyl-CoA reductase (NADP+) activity. NCBI's taxonomy places the organism in Eukaryota, Metazoa, Arthropoda, Insecta, Lepidoptera, Bombycidae. Gene Ontology annotation, cellular component: peroxisome.
GAGCUAAUAACUAGACCGCGGUGCUCCGCGCUCAGUCAGAGUCGCGGCGCGGUGCAGUCCACACUGGAAAUUGUGUUUCGAUAUCAUUUUAUUUCUUUAUACAUUUUUUGGGAAUCCAAAACGGUUAUUGAACAUGGUACCCCGUCCAGUGUCUCCGUAUGCACGGGAGCCUCUCAUUCCGCAGUUUUACGCUGGGAAAAGCAUAUUCAUAACAGGAGCAACCGGUUUUAUGGGAAAGGUACUGGUGGAGAGAUUACUAUGGACGUGUCCAGAGAUCGAGCGCAUCUUCCUCCUGAUGAGAGAGAAGAAGGAAGUAUCGCCAGAGAAGCGGCUCGCGCAGCUCAAGCAGUCACAGGUAUUUGACGUGAUCAGAGAGUAUUGUCCGGGUCAGCUGGAGAAGCUGUACCUGAUCCCGGGCGACACCACCGCCCCCAACCUCGGUCUCAGCGUGGAAUCCAUUGGUCUACUGAAAGAGGUGUCGGUGGUGUUCCACAGCGCGGCGACGCUCAAGUUCGACGAGGCCCUCAAUAAGGCGGUGGACCAGAACGUGCGCUCCGUCUUGAGCCUCAUGGACAUAUGCGACGGGAUGCCCAACAUCGAGGCGCUGGUGCACGUGUCCACUGCGUACAGCAACGCGGAGCUGUCGACAGUGGAGGAGCGCGUGUACGCGGCGCCGGUGCCGCUGCAGCAGCUGCUGGCGCUGGCCGACGCGCUGCCGGACCAGCUCGCCGCCGACCUCACGCCCAGGUUGAUAAGUCCGAAACCCAACACGUACACGUUCACGAAGGCGCUCGCGGAGAACGCAGUGGCUGAGCGGACCAACAGGAAAUACCCCGUGGCCAUCUUCAGACCCACGAUUGUAAUAUCUGCUCUUCGUCAUCCCUUCCCUGGUUGGAUCGAGAACCUAAAUGGCCCCAGCGGCGUGCUGGUGGCAGCCGGGAAGGGCUUACUGCAUUUCUUCUGCUGCAAGAGGUCAGCUAAGGCGGACAUGAUUCCAGUGGACAUAGCUAUUGACACGCUGAUAGCGGCCGCCUGGGAGACCGCCGUGGAUAAACUGGACGAGAUUCGCGUGUACAACUGCAGCAGCGGGAGGAACUCGACCACGUGGGCGCAGUUUGAGAUGGCGAUCAAAAAGUUGCUGAUUGAACAUCCCCUGGACAAAACAUAUUGGUACCCGAGCGGAGCUGCCGUGGAGAACGAGUAUGUCAACACACGUAGACCCCGGACUGUAGAUGGCGCUGCUAGCACAUAUCUUCUUAAUAUAUUGCAGUUAAUAACACAGACGAUCCCGUUACAUAUGGCGGAGUAUUGUUCUCGAAUGAUCGGAAUUAAAUCAAGAUUAAGUUUAAUUACCAUUAGCGAACGUCUCCAGGGAAUGUGUAAGGUGCUAACGUUCUUUUCGAUGCGCGAGUGGGAUUUCAAGUCCGACAAUGUCCGGAAAUUGCAAGCCAGACUAUCUCCACAGGACGCACUGAUCUACAAUCUGGACCCGAAUACAAUAGACUGGGACGCUCUGUACGUAGACUUCGUGAAAGGAACAAGGAAAUAUCUGCUGAAAGAAAAAGACCAGGACAUUGACGAGGCCAAGCGACAUUUGCGCAAGAUGUUCUACGUCCACAACGGCUUCCUGGUGUUCGUGACGGCGCUGCUGCUGCGGCUAUCGCUGCACGCGCCCCUGGUCCGCAGCCUCGUGCUGGGCACUCUCCGGCUGCUGUUCACGAUCGUCAGCUCCACGUACUCGCGCGUCUCCUCGUAGUUGGCCAAGACAACCUUUUUAACUGUUAUUUAUUAAAUAAAAAUUUUAGAUAAACUGUGAUGGAGCGCGUCUGGAACUAUAAUGGAUGACAACGAUGAGUCCAACUUAAUAGAGCCAUGUGUGGCCCUUCAUAAACUGAUAAAUCUGUUUCUACUUCAUAGAUAGACUAAUGUUUAAGAGUUGUCGCGACGUGUGCGGCUAGUUCGAGUAUCUGGCGGUAAUGUACGCGUCAUCAUCUCAUCUUACUAAUCUGGAGAUUGUAUUGUGUCAAGUACGAGCUGUGUGACACAACUCCAUGUACAUUAUGGUACGCUAUUUCUUGUACUUAGGUGAGAAUUAAAAAAAAAUAAGACGUCAGAACUUGGAAAGGUUUAAUGGCGCGAAAAUUACUUUUUAAGGUUAUGUUUUUAUUAUGCUCAAGUUUGUAUAUCAAUAUGUUAAUGGUUGCAAAAAACAAUUUGACGCCUUUAUGUUUAAAACAUCUUUAAAAUUGAAAACAAAUUAUUUUUCAUUGUUGCAAAGUUUUUGUUUUCUUGUAACCGUUUUUCUAAGAACAAUAAAAUUGUCUUAAGUUGUUACUUUUAAUACAUGGUAUUUAAUUCAUAAUUAUUGUGAAAUUAAUAUUAAGUCUAACAUGUGAGUUGAUGUAUGUAAUUGCAAAGUCAAUUACUCUGUAUGUUUUUGUGUUGGGAACUGCUCAAAUUUAAACUCGCGUCACAAUAUAAAAAUUACCAUUACUUUAAUGAGUAGGUACGGCUAAGUACACAACAAUGUGAUAGUAGUAAAUAAUUUUACAUGAGUCCCUUUAAUAAAAUUAUCAUUACCUAUUUAUUUGUUGAAUAUUAAAAAAAAACGUAGGUAAAUAAUAAAAAAAGUGCGUGCGUACAAAGUACACAUGUCAGAAGUGAAACUUUUUUGGCGAACUAAUUUAUAAAUCUUGCUUAUAAUUAUACAAAUCUAAAACUUUAGAUUUCCGAGACUUAGAGGAAGGGAAAAAGGAAGAUAUGUUCCCGCCAAAAGUCUGUCAAAUGUCAAUCUCAAACCUCAGUGUUGACAGUCACAUUAAGUUUAGAUUUCUAAAUUGUAAAUGACUAAUAUUUUGCCAAUUGAAUUGACUCAUUUAAUUUUAUGCUAUUUGAUUAAUGUUCCAAAUUCUUUUCAUUUCAUUUCAAUUCCUAUUAACAUUUUUCACAAAAAGAUUAUAAAAUAUUAGGCUGUAUGGUAUGAUACAUUUGCCUUUCCAGUUGGAAAAAUACAACAACUGCUACUACUGACAUUUCACAAGUACUUAAUUUCAAUAGUAGUUUGAUGUCACUUCCGUUGCAUACCUGCGUGACGUUCUGUAAAAAUUUUACCCUCAUGCGCCUAAAGAAGUUUCACUUCAAUAAUAGUAAUAUUACUAUUACUAUUUUCACUCUGGAGCCGUAACCACUGGUGCCUUGUGUCGUAGACACCGCCAUCGGAUGCAAUCGUAAUCUAUUUUUUAUAUUGUAUUUUUAUUUAAAAAAAACAACUUAUAUAUGUAUGUAUUGUUUAAACUUAGGUACCGGAUGUGAUAAGAUUUCAAUAAAUUUAGUAUAAUGUUAAUAAUACGAAUGUUGCCAGUAACAAAGUAUUCCUUUGCUCAAUUUGUUUUUACUAAUUGUGGGUUAUGGAUCCUGCUUAGAAAAAUAAAAUAAUAAAUUUAAGGUUUAAGAAUAAUUUGUAUGUUGGUAUUAAAUACUUUUAAAAAAAUGGUGAUGUAUUGAUUUAAGAUAAACUACUUUUACUUA